UUUUUUUUUUCCUAGUCUAUAAUCUAUAUAGUGUCACAUGUCGGUGCUGAUUCUUGAAAUCUAAGUUAGAAAGGUGUCCUUUAAUUAAACUCCAUUUUUGUAGUCUUUUUGUAAAGUAGAGAGUAGCAGAAAGAGGAAAAAGAAUUAUGGGGGAGACUCACAAUCAUGACCACAACCACAACCACAACCACAACCACCAGCCACCGCCGCAACAGGCGGCGGCGCCACCACCCAUGCCACUUGGUUCUGCUAGAGGACCACUUUUCCCCCCUGCGGAGCAACUCCUUCAGCUUCACUACUGCAUACACUCUAAUCCUUCUUGGCCACAAACUGUUUUGCUGGCAUUUCAACACUACAUAGUUAUGCUUGGAACUACAGUAAUGAUUGCCACCGUGCUGGUACCUCAGAUGGGUGGGGGUCCGGGUGACAAAGCUCGAGUUAUUCAAUCUUUGCUUUUCACAUCAGGAGUGAAUACUCUUCUGCAAACGCUUUUCGGCACAAGACUUCCCACUGUGAUGGGUCCGUCAUUUGCUUACAUCAUAUCAGCCCUGUCGGUCGUUAACGAUCUCUCUGACGGUAAUUUCAGGAGUGAGCAUCAGAGAUUCGAGCACACUAUGAGAGCUAUUCAAGGAUCGUUGAUAGUGUCUUCCUUUAUCAACAUAAUACUUGGAUACGGCCAAGCCUGGGGAAAUCUUACAAGGUUUUUCAGUCCUAUUGUCAUUACGCCACUUGUCUGUGUUGUAGGUCUUGGUUUGUUUGGUAGGGGCUUUCCUCAGGUGGGUGACUGUAUAGAGAUUGGCCUACCCAUGUUAAUUCUACUUGUCAUUUCCCAGCAGUAUAUGCAACGUGUUCAUCCAGUUGCCCAAUCUAUACUUGAAAGGUUUGCUUUGCUCCUGUGCAUUGGGCUUAUCUGGGCUUUUGCUGCUAUUCUUACUGUUGCCGGUGCUUACAACCAUGUGAAGGAGCGAACUGAGCUUAGCUGCCGAAUUGACCGUUCGUUCCUCUUGCAAUCGGCUCCAUGGAUCAAAGUCCCUUACCCUUUCCAGUGGGGGACUCCCAUAUUCAGAGCUAGCAGUGUUUUUGGAAUGAUGGGUGCUGCACUUGUCUCAGCAGCAGAGUCAACAGGAACUUUUUAUGCUGCAUCAAGACUUGCAGGGGCGACACCCCCGCCAGCACAUGUAGUGAGUAGAAGCAUUGGCCUACAGGGUCUAGGACAGCUCUUCGCUGGGUUCUUUGGUGCUGUUGUUGGCACUACUGCAUCUGUCGAAAAUGUCGGCCUUCUAGGACUAACUCGUGUUGGGAGCAGAAGAGUUGUUCAAAUUUCUACUGCUUUCAUGAUCUUCUUCUCUAUAUUUGGAAAAUUUGGAGCAUUCUUUGCUUCAAUUCCUUUGCCCAUAUUUGCAGCUAUCUACUGCAUCUUAUACGGUAUAGUUGCUGCUAUUGGAAUUUCCUUCAUCCAAUUCGCUAACAAAAACUCCAUGCGGAAUAUAUACGUGCUCGGAAUAUCUCUAUUCCUUGGUAUAUCUAUACCCCAAUACUUUGUUAUGAACACAGAUAUUGCUGGUCAUGGACCUGUUAGAACUCCAGCUGGUUGGUUCAAUGACGUAUUAAACACAAUCUUCUCUUCACCUCCAACUGUUGCAACAAUUGUCGGGACGUUCGUAGACAACACGCUUGAAGCGAGACACUCGGUUGAUGAUAGAGGUGUUCCUUGGUUGGUUCCUUUCCAGAGGAGAAAGGGAGAUAGCAGAAAUGAUGAGUUUUAUAGUUACCCUCUUAGAAUUAAUGAGUACAUCCCAAGUAGGUUUCUGUGAUAUAAACUUAUACAUCCAUGUAUAUGACUCUGUCAAGGUGUAUGACAAAAUUUCUUUUUAGUCCACAACUUUGCCCUUUUUUUUUCCGUUUCAAUUCUUCUCACAUGAAAUUUGUAAACAUCAUGCAUUUUGAGGCCCUGCAAGUUUUGAUGAUUCAUAUAGCCAAUUGGAUGGCAUGGCAUUCACCACUUUCUGUUUA
This is a messenger RNA of Nicotiana attenuata, 2013 nucleotides long. RefSeq names its product nucleobase-ascorbate transporter 3. Gene Ontology annotation, biological process: transmembrane transport. The transcript has 14 exons. Gene Ontology annotation, molecular function: transmembrane transporter activity. Lineage: Eukaryota; Viridiplantae; Streptophyta; Magnoliopsida; Solanales; Solanaceae. The record is from RefSeq and is a predicted model, not a curated record. Bases 147 to 1814 code for a protein of 555 amino acids. Gene Ontology annotation, cellular component: plasmodesma; plasma membrane.